Nicotiana tabacum (common tobacco) is the source of this 636-nucleotide messenger RNA. Lineage: Eukaryota; Viridiplantae; Streptophyta; Magnoliopsida; Solanales; Solanaceae. The record is from RefSeq and is a predicted model, not a curated record.
CUGAUAUGUGUUAUAUUUUCAGGAUGCAGCGCAAGAAGGGUCAGUUUACAUCUUCAAAGUCAAUAUCUGACGAAGCAGGUUCUUCAUCUGCAGAUUGGAAUGAAGGCUCUGGUCAAGAAGAGCAGGAAACAUCAUGCAGACAUUGCGGUAUUAGUUCGAAAUCCACUCCUAUGAUGCGUCGUGGACCAGCUGGGCCAAGGUCUCUUUGUAAUGCAUGUGGACUCAAGUGGGCCAAUAAGGGAAUUUUAAGAGAUCUUUCUAAAGUUCCAACUCCUGGAGCUCAGGAUCAAACUGCGAAAUCUGGUGAACAGAGCAACGGUGAACCUAAUGGCUCGGACGCCAUGGCUGCUGCUGCUAUCAUCACUCCAGACGGUGACAACACAAUGGUGACUGCUGAACGGUGAUGGAGAAUCCUUCUUUAAGUGAGAUGGAUAAUUGAGAUUCAUCUGUUGUACUAUCUGCCAAAAUUAGAUUGUAUAUAGUAAAAUAUUGUACUCUUAGGCAUCCAACAUUGUUUCUCAGAGUUUUAGUGUUUUAUCCUGGUGUUCAACUGUAAUUUAAAUCUGGAAUAUGUAUCACGAAUCGAGAAACCUCAGUAAGAAAGAUCUGGGCUUACUUUAAUCUGCUUUUACUUCA